Molecule: messenger RNA, 1969 nt
Organism: Pisolithus orientalis
Lineage: Eukaryota; Fungi; Basidiomycota; Agaricomycetes; Boletales; Pisolithaceae
Product: general substrate transporter
Exons: 17
Coding region: 68-1750 (560 amino acids)
Biological process (GO): transmembrane transport; carbohydrate transport
Cellular component (GO): membrane
Molecular function (GO): carbohydrate:proton symporter activity
Source: RefSeq, a predicted model, not a curated record
GUGUACCUUCUGCAAACUCAUGCUUUCGCUUUCCCCUCUGACGAGUAUUAAGCCUUCAAUCCGCGACAUGACGCAAAGUGCACAGAACUCGCUCAACUCUGGCGGUAUGAAGGAGACUCGCGAAGUCGCCCAAGACGAGUUUUCCAGGCUCAACCUUACCGAGAUGGGGGGAUCACUCGGUGUUACAUGCUUCGCAACUCUAGGAGGUUUUCUUUUCGGCUAUGAUCAGGAGGUCGUCAGCAAUGUGCUUGCGAUCGAGUCUUUUGGUGCUGCGUUCCCAAAAAUCUACAUGGAUAGCAACCUCAAAGUCGAUUGGGUUGCUGCAUGGUUUGGCUCUUUACUAAAUGGUCCUAUCUGUGACAAGAUUGGACGGAAACGCAAUAUCACGGGGAACAUCGUUAUAUUCUUGAUUGGUGGUGCCCUUCAAACAGGAGCAACUGCGGAGAGACAUUUUUUCAUUGGUCGAGCCAUUGCUGGUCUUGCUGUCGGCGCAUUGACACAUGUUGUUCCCAUGUACCUGGCUGAAAUCUCGAGCGCAAAUAUCCGGGGAGCUCUCGUUGCCCUCCAGCAGCUCUCCAUUACACUUGGGGUGGACUGGAUUGCAUAUGGCACAUCACAUAUUGGUGGUACACGCUGUGCACCGGGGGUUCAAUACACAGGACCGCUCUUAAACGGCAGUCCCACAUUUGAUCCAUAUACCGAUGUUCCUGGGGGUGGCUGCACGAGCCAGAAGCAGGCGUCGUGGAGAGUCCCCAUCGGCAUCCAGUUGUUCCCUGCCCUGUUACUCGGUAUAGGCAUGGCGUUCAUGCCUUAUUCUCCUCGUUGGUUGAUGGAACGUGGGCGUGAUGACGAGGCUCUGCAAACUCUUUCUUCCCUCCGCCGAAAACCACUUGGCGAUCUCGCUCUCCGCUAUGAAUUCUUAGAGAUUAAGGCCGAACUUCGCUACUCUCGUGAAAUCACGGCGCUUAAAUACCCCACGCGUCUAAAUUCCAGCGGUUUAUUAACAACUGCAUUGCACUUAUCUCUACGUGGCCCAAAUUCAAGCGUUUGGCCGUUCGGUCUUGGACUCAACCCCAACACGACAUCUCUUCUGGCAACUGGCCUCUAUGGAAUCCUUAAUGCGUGUGAUAAAACCCCUGGCUUUUCUUCUGAUACUCUUGGUACUCUCCCUGCUAUCAUGCUUCUUGAUAGCGUGGGUAGACGGCCACUCCUGAUGUCUGGUGCUCUCGGGUGUUGCGCUGCUUUGCUUAUUGUCGGCUCCCUCAUUGCCGCCUUUGGUAACGAUUGGCCGGCACAUCCCUCUGCUGAUCGCGCUGCUAUCGCCUUUGUGUACUUUUACGGUGUGAACUUUGCAUAUUCGUGGGCACCUAUCGGUUGGGUCCUCCUAAGUGAAGUCUUCCCUCUCCAUCUCAGGUCAACGGGUAUCUCCAUUACCACGUCGUGUACAUGGAUGUCUAAUUUCAUUAUUGGUCUGGUCUCCUCGCGGAUGCUCACCCAGAUUGGGCAUGGCGGAACAUACUUUUUCUUUGCUGCAUUCGCUAAUCUGGCAUUCCUUUCUGCACUCUUCUUCUACCCAGAAACUAAUGGGAAGAUGAGUACCUCUCCAUGCCCACUUCUUUGCCACUUUCCCACCACUCUUGAAGAGAUGGAUGCGGCGUUUGGGGAUGUUACGAACGAACAGGAGAAGAAGCAUAUGGAAAGGAUCUGUCGUGAACUUGGCCUUCCAAGCAAGGCCCUUCUUUCAGCUUGAAAACAGCCGUAGAGCGAUGAAGCCGCAAAAGCGGCAUGCCUUAUGUUCACCGACAUCUUCUAAGCCACAUAAUUAUCAGUCCAUUGCCGAGCUAGUCAGAUGGUGUGGAAGGUUCGAUGAAUUCUUUAGGUAAGUCUGAUUAAUAUGGGGAAUACUCAUCUAUGUUUCAGUGAGUGAACGGAAAUUACCAGGCCGGCUGGAUGUCCCGUGAUUUAGAGG